CAGCAGGGCCACAGCUACGUCGGUGAAUGGAAGGACGGCGUGAUGCAUGGGCAGGGCUCGGCCACGUACCUCAACGGCGAUCGGUAUGACGGGGAAUGGCUCUGCGGCAAGAGAAGUGGCCUCGGCCGUUACUCUCAUGGGUCGGGCGAUGUGUACGAGGGGCUGUGGUCGAGUGAGAAGAAGGAGGGCCUGGGAGUAGACACGUUUGCCGAUGGACGCGGAUACCGGGGGGAACUGGAGGAGAAUAAGUAUGCAGGGAUCGGCGCGUACUUCUCCAAGGAUGGUCCGAUCUACCAGGGUGAAUGGUCUGAAGGGAAAGCCCAUGGUCAAGGAAUCUCAAUC
Molecule: messenger RNA, 342 nt
Organism: Guillardia theta CCMP2712
Lineage: Eukaryota; Cryptophyceae; Pyrenomonadales; Geminigeraceae
Exons: 2
Cellular component (GO): cytosol
Source: RefSeq, a predicted model, not a curated record